CUCUCCGUCUCCUAAUUUUCCUUACCGUCUGCAACCCCCCGUUAGAAAAGUCAGAGCGUCCAACUCUUUUUCCCGCUGCGUACAGUCGUACCAGUCCCCGCCUACUCGACGCUUUUCCCAGCGUCCCUGAUCCUGGCUUGGUUUCUCCCACACUCCAAUUACCUUCUUGCUCCCUUUAUGGAGUCACUCGUGACGGUUUCCUCCGUGUGUACAACAGCGCCCAACCAAGGAAACAAAAUCACUCUUUCGAUAGCGAGCAAUGGUGGCAGCAGCUUCUACCAAGGACGACGACUUCCAGCCAUUCCCUAUCAAGGAUCAGCUCCCCGGCGUUGCGUAUUGCGCCAAUAGCAAUCCGUGCUGGUAUGAAGCAUUAGUUUUAGGAUUUCAGCAGUAUGUGGUGAUGCUUGGCACCACCGUCACCAUUCCCACCCUUCUUGUUCCUCUGAUGGGCGGUGGUGAUGUGGAGAAGGCCGAGAUGAUCAACACAUUGCUCUUCCUGUCGGCACUAAGCACACUCUUACAAACUUGGUUUGGCACUCGGCUUCCCGUCGUGAUGGGAGGAUCCUAUGCAUUCGUUAUCCCAGCAAUGUCCAUCGCUUUAUCGGUGAACAGUAGCAACAGCAGCGCCAAGCUAAGCGACCAUGAUAGGUUCAAAAAAUCGAUGGCGGCCAUACAAGGGGCGAUUACGAUUGCAUCAUUGUUUCAAGUGGCGAUUGGUUAUUUUGGUCUUGCUAGAGUUUGUUCUAGAUUUCUAAGCCCUCUCGCUGCUGCACCACUUGUGAUACUCACUGGUCUUGGCCUCUUUGUGCAUGGCUUCCCACAGGUGCCAACUCUUCCAUUUCUUUUAGCCCUUUUUUAACUAUUCUUUUUUAAGACAGAGAACAACAAAUGAACAUUAAGUAGGCUUUGCAUUCUCCUUCUGAGUUCAGAUCUGCUGAUAUUCUCGUUAACAACCGUUACAUGAUUGAACUUUAGGGAGAUGGUGUAAGACUUCAUCAUCUGAGAAAUAUCUUGUUUUGAUUUGAGUAAUGGCAUAUCAUUUAAGCAGCCUACACUUACCAUUUACCACACAACAUUGAUGUCUACAUGUGGAAUUUUAUUGCCUGGAGAAGCGAUUGCUAUUUCAAAGGUGGCGAGAUGCGCUGAAGUUGCACUUCCAGCACUAGUUUUGUUGGUUUUCUUGUCUCAAUAUCUUCCUCACAUGUUGAACUCAAAAAGAACGAUAUCAGAUAGAUUUGGUGUCCUUAUCACGGUAGCAGUGGCAUGGUUGCUGGCAGAAAUAUUAACAGCAUCGGGUGCCUAUGAUAAAAGCUCGCCCAAGACGCAAACAAGCUGCCGGACUGAUCGCUCUGGGCUUAUUAGUGCAGCUCCCUGGAUAAAGUUCCCAUAUCCAUAUCAAUGGGGAAAGCCCACUUUUGAUGCGGGCUUUGUGUUUGCUAUGAUGGCUGCUUGUCUAGUUGCUGCUAUUGAGUCUACAGGCACAUUUGUUGCAGCAUCAAGGUAUGCUAGUUGCACGCCAGUUCCGCCUUCAGUACUCAGUCGCGGCAUUGGUUGGCAGGGUGUAGGAACUUUAUUGAAUGGCUUGUGUGGGGCUCCAACCGGAUCUACAGCUUCAGUCGAGAACGUUGGUCUUCUGGGAUUAACGCGAGUUGGAAGCAGGAGAGUUGUUCAAGUAUCAGCAGGCUUUAUGCUUUUCUUCUCCAUCUUAGGAAAAUUCGGAGCUGUUGUUGCGUCCAUUCCCUUGCCAAUUUUCGGAGCUGUUUACUGUGUCCUUUAUGGCUACAUGGCUUCAGCUGGCGUAGGACUUCUGCAGUUUUGCCACCUCAACAGCUUCCGGUCAAAGUUCAUUCUCGGGUUCUCCCUCUUCCUGGGUCUUUCCAUCCCGCAAUAUUUCAGUGAAGUUGUCAUAGUUACUGGUCACGGCCCUUUCCACACCAGCUCCACCUGGUUCAAUGACAUGAUGCAAGUGAUAUUCACAUCCCAAGGGACCGUGGCCUUCCUGGUUGCUUUCUUCCUGGACAGCACACAUACUCGCGGCCACAAAUCGACAAGGAGAGACAGCGGAAGGCAUUGGUCCGAGAAAUUCAUAUAUUUCUGCCAGGACACCAGGACUGAAGAAUUCUAUUGCCUUCCUUACAACCUCAGCAACUACUUCCCUUCUUUCUGAAUCGAACCCCUUCGUGAUCAGAUAAGAGAGAGAGAGAAUUUGAAGCUCUUAAGGGAAGAUUAAUUAGAUCUCCCAUCCCUCAAGAUCCAUUGAAUAUUACUUAAUAUUCAAUUCAAUUUAGAAAUUCUAAAGAUUUGUAUAUAUGUUAUUAUAAAGAUAGUAAUUCACUUGAUAAUGAAUUCUGGACUAUACUCCAUUUUAAAUGGUUGGUUAGUCUGUAGAAAGUAAAAAUACAGCAAAAUGUUUUUUUUUUUUACU
Molecule: messenger RNA, 2425 nt
Organism: Linum tenue
Lineage: Eukaryota; Viridiplantae; Streptophyta; Magnoliopsida; Malpighiales; Linaceae
Source: the annotation of a GenBank genome assembly